Messenger RNA from Penicillium coprophilum, 1566 nucleotides. RefSeq names its product cytochrome P450. Bases 1 to 1566 code for a protein of 521 amino acids. The transcript has 2 exons. The record is from RefSeq and is a predicted model, not a curated record. Gene Ontology annotation, molecular function: oxidoreductase activity, acting on paired donors, with incorporation or reduction of molecular oxygen, reduced flavin or flavoprotein as one donor, and incorporation of one atom of oxygen; heme binding; iron ion binding. Lineage: Eukaryota; Fungi; Ascomycota; Eurotiomycetes; Eurotiales; Aspergillaceae.
AUGGCGCUUUCGUUCGUCUUAGGUUUCGCGGCCGCAGCCCUCGUGCUGCAGAUCAUUCGUAUAGCAUUCAACUCAUGGCAACACUCACGCAAUGCGAAGCGUCUAGGUUGUGGCAGGGUGCCAAUGUACCCGAGCAAAGAUCCUUUUGGAAUCGAUAACCUUAAACAGUCCCUGGUGGCAGACAAGGCCAAACUGGUACCCGAGUUGGCCGUGAAGCGCGUCGAUGUCAUCAGUGGCCAGGAAAACCGUUAUGUGACUACGUUCCUCAUCCGCAACCUCGGUCAAGUCCAUAUCACCACGAUCGAUCCGAAGAACAUACAGGCUAUCUUGGCUACACAGUUCAAAGACUUCGAGCUAGGUCCGGUCCGUCAGAUUACCAUGCAUCCGCUGCUGGGCACCGGUAUUUUCACCGCUGAUGGAGAGGAAUGGAGCCGUUCCCGUAACCUGCUUCGACCUCAGUUCACCCGUGAGCAGAUCAGUCAAUUGGAACUGGAAGAAAAACAUGUACAAAAUGCCAUGCAGGCUUUGCCCGUCGCAGCCAAUGGAUGGACCGCAACAACCGACAUCCAGUCCAUCUUUUUCCGCUUGACCAUCGACUCCGCGACAGAAUUCCUAUUCGGUGAAAGUGUCGAGAGCCAGCUCGGCGCUCUAAAGGGCCUAGAUAGACCCGAAGACAACUUCGCAACUUACUUUGACAAGUCUCAAUGGGUCUGCGCGCAGCGAGUCCGCUUCGAAAAACUUCCCUUCCUAGUUGAAAACAAGGAGACCAGAUUCUCCGACAAACAAGUGCACUCCUUCGUCGACAAAGUCGUCUCAAAGGCCCUAGCAGCCCCUCAAUCUGAAAAGGAUGCCUCUUCCAAUGAAAAACCAUCCUACGUCUUCCUCGAAGCCCUCCUCGAAGUAACCCGCGACCCAAUCGAGCUCCGCUCCCAACUCCUCAACAUUCUCCUGGCCGGCCGCGACACGACAGCAUCCCUCCUAAGCUGGACAAUCCUUAUGCUUGCCCGCCACCCAGACGUCUUCACCAAGCUCCGCGAAACAGUCAUCUCAAACUUCGGCACCUACUCUAGCCCCCAGAACAUCACCUUCAGUGCCAUGAAAUCCUGCCAGUACCUGCAGCACGUGAUGAACGAAGUGCUACGUCUGUACCCAGUGGUCCCUUUCAAUCGCCGCACCGCAAUCCAUAACACGACCAUCCCACGCGGCGGUGGUCCAGACGGUCAAGACCCGGUCUAUGUCCGCAAAGGCCAGGCAGUGAUCUACUCGACGCAUGUUAUGCAUCGCCGAAAGGACCUGUGGGGUCCUGAUGCAGACCAGUUUAAGCCUGAGCGCUGGAUGGAACGAAAGGCUGGCUGGGAGUAUAUUCCAUUCAAUGGUGGACCGCGGAUCUGUAUUGGGCAACAGUUUGCACUUACUGAGGUCGGAUAUGUUAUUGUGAGACUUCUGCAGCGCUUUGAUAAGAUUGAGGAUGGUUAUCCGAACCAGAAGAUUCGAUAUGGUCUUACUUUAACUAGUGCGCCUGCUGACCUGGUCACUGUGCGUUUGCACCAGGCUGAGGAUGCUUGA